AGGAGCUCAGGUAUGUUUAUUGACCGCUCGUCGAGAGGAAAACUUUUUUGCUUCGAAUGCUGCUCAUAUUCGAAAGCUAAGUCAUACCUUACCGAAGACUGUCAUCUACUUCCACAACCUAAACGCCUGCUCAAGCAGCACAUUGAUCUACUUCUACAAGACGCACAAAACAAGAAGAUACCAUGUCUACUACUAGUUCCUCUGUCGUCGUGUCUUCUGCCUGGGCCAAGGCCUUCAGCUGCACUCCAGCUACUAGUGCGGGAAGUACAUCCCCAGAUACGCAAAGCCUAACUACCUCCGCCGGUGAUAGUACAGAAACACUCGCCAACAAAAAGAACUACAGUACUUCUUGCGUCGUAAUUGCCGAGUACAUUUGGCUCGACGCUUUCGGACAAACUAGGUCUAAAACCCGGACGCUCGCAAGCAAGCCGGCGAAACCCGGCGACGUCCCGAAAUGGAACUUUGAUGGCAGCUCCACCGGCCAAGCGCCGGGGGAAAACUCGGAGAUUUUUUUGAUACCUUGCGCUUUGUUCAAGGACCCGUUUCGCAGCGGUCGUGCACACAAUCAAGCGGCGGUUGAGAUGAGCACGAUUAUGGUGCUCUGUGAGUGUGUCGACCCGGAAAACGAAGAGCAGCCUGCAAUCGGGAACGACAGAAAAGAAUGUAAGGAGAUCAUGGAGCGAUACAAGGAUCUCAAGCCCUGGUUCGGCAUGGAACAGGAGUACACGCUGAUGCGAGUUCCUGCAGAACAAUACAACGGAGCGCCCUCCACCAUCCCCCUCGGCUUCAAUCUGGAUGGUUCCGAGCCCGCGCCCCAAGGCCCCUAUUACUGCGGCCAGGGGGCCGGCAUCGCGAUUGGCAGACACAUCGCGGAGGUGCAUUUCGCCUACUGCUUGGCCGCCGGGGUGAAGGUCGCGGGACUUAACGCCGAGGUGAUGCCUGGGCAGUGGGAAUUCCAGGUCGGGGUUUGUGAGGGGAUUGAAAUGGCGGACCAUUUGGUUGUUGCGAGGUACAUAUUGAACCGCGUCGCCGAGGAGUUCAACGUGCAAGUGUCCUAUUCCCCGAAACCGGUGGAAAGCGGGGAUUGGAAUGGCGCUGGGUGUCACACGAACUUUUCGAUUGAGGAAAUGCGAACAGCUGGCGGAUACGAUGUGAUUGUCGAAGUCUGCGAGGCUUUUGGAAAAACAGAAGAGAAAAUCAAGGAACACAUCAGCGACUACGGGGACGUAGAUGAAAACAAAAAGCGGUUAACCGGGGCGCACGAAACCUGUUCCAUUACCGAGUUCAAGUACGGUGUCGCCGACAGAGGCGCGUCGAUCCGCAUCCCCCGGGAGGCGGCUUUGGAGGGGAAAGGCUACCUGGAAGACCGAAGGCCCUCCGCGAACUGCGAUCCGUACAGGGUGACCAAGCGGAUGAUGAAAACGACGGGGGAGUGUGUAAUGGCGAGGAGGCGGGUGAAAAGCAAAAGCGCGCUUGGUCGAUGUGAGAAGAUUCAUUCUGUUGCUCCUCGUGAAGAUGAUGAUGAGGCUUCCACGAGCACGACUGGUUCGAGCGGUUGUGGAGGUGAACAUCCAGCGGCAGACAGCACUUCGAUCGAGGCAUGAGCUGGGGCUUUCCAGGGCGCAGCCGCUGCGAUGGCUUGUUAACGAAGUUGUUUCUGACAGUCUUUCUGUAUGAUGCUAUUAUGUGUUCUAGUACGAGAUUCAUAAGAUAGGGAACAUGAAAACAUCUGUUUCGCUUUUGCUCAUCUUUCGUCCCAUACCCAUUGUACGACAUUUAUUCCGUAUAGUACCAUUUUCAUCUUGCACGGACAGCAUCUGGCCCUACAGAAUUCCGGGUCUUUGGAUGCUAGUACUGGUACUGCCGAGGUUUUGUUUCGAGACCGGUCCAAAAAACAAAAAGCAUCUGUGACCUGCACGAGGAUUGCCACACUUGUUUGCCGUGCAGCUCCUUCACGAGGAUUACUCAAUGAAGAAUAACUUUUCGCCAAUUCUUUGCGCUAAGUUCUUUAUAACAAAACUCGAAAAACAU
Amoebophrya sp. A120 is the source of this 2031-nucleotide messenger RNA. The record is from the annotation of a GenBank genome assembly. NCBI's taxonomy places the organism in Eukaryota, Dinophyceae, Syndiniales, Amoebophryaceae.